Molecule: messenger RNA, 294 nt
Organism: Parastagonospora nodorum SN15
Lineage: Eukaryota; Fungi; Ascomycota; Dothideomycetes; Pleosporales; Phaeosphaeriaceae
Exons: 3
Coding region: 1-294 (97 amino acids)
Source: RefSeq, a predicted model, not a curated record
AUGUUGUGGUUCGAUAUCAGCUAUCAGAUCUAUUCGUCCAGCUGUAUGCUCUACCGCAAGCCCCUCGUAUCGCAAAACCGAUCUUCCUCCUUCACGCUCCGAGAGCCCCUCCCGCUUCUACACACGCACCGCAUUCAAGCUCUCCAGCCUUUGGCAUUGCUCGACCCAGACCCGCCCAUCAGCCCCCAUCCUGCCCCCGGAGCCUUAAACAACGCCCCACACUACGGGCCUACCUGCUUCGGCAGCAGCAAGAAGUCACAGGUUGAUGGGGGCCUGGUUAUCCUCACUGGCUAG